AUGAAUCGUUCCAUCGUCCGUCGGCUAGGCGGCACCGCCACACGAGCCAAUUUGUUCGGUGGCAAGAAGCAGAUGAACAACAAACAGCUCUUCACCCCACCCACCAAAGGGGAGCUGUCACUGAACCCCGCCGACUUGUUUAAGAAAAACGAUAUCCUCAUGUUUUCGGAAAAGCCCAUCAAUUAUAUCGAAAGCGUGCGCCCAUUUGGGUUCCACCUUGCCAAUAACAUCUUGAUUAAAAGUCCUAAUAAAGAGGGCGACGUCAUCGGGGCGUUGUUCUUGAUGACAGAGACUUUCGAGGUGAACCUCAAAGAUGGCGGCUACAAGAUCGACGGUGUAGUAGUUGAGUUUGACGAGACACUGGUGCUUUCAGUGCUAGAGAAGAUCCACCCCAAACCCGAGCUUAUCGUCGUCGGGGUGGGCGCUAAAAGCCGGAUGUUGAGUCCUGCCAACCGCCGCUACCUCCUGCUGUUGGGGAUGCAAAUCGAGGUUGCCGACAGUUCGCGAGCAGCGGCGCUCUACGACCUCCUCGCCACAGAGCGGCCCAACGUCGUCGCCGCUUUACUCCUCCCUCCUAACGUGUAA
Molecule: messenger RNA, 585 nt
Organism: Diutina rugosa
Lineage: Eukaryota; Fungi; Ascomycota; Pichiomycetes; Serinales; Debaryomycetaceae
Exons: 1
Coding region: 1-585 (194 amino acids)
Biological process (GO): mitochondrial respiratory chain complex I assembly
Cellular component (GO): mitochondrial inner membrane
Source: RefSeq, a predicted model, not a curated record